AUGGUACAGGCGGUCCAUGUACCCUCCUACACGCCGGGAUGGGCCGACGCACGCGGGAAGCCCGUGGUCGGCGAGCCGAACAGUGGGCUGACAAGCUCCACGACGACCAUGGCUCCCUCCGAUGAUGCCACACCUGCAAUCCUGUUCCGCCCGGAGCGCCGGGCAGUGCCAGGCAGCGCCUCGAGCUCCCUGUCGGCGCGGUCUACAGAGAAUGCCAAGCUGACCACCGGAGCUGAGGCGGCGGCCAUCCGGCUGAGAUUUGAAGCUCCUCAGGCAAGUUGCGAAGCGGACUAUCGGCAAGGUGCAACGAGUGGCGAUGCGGGGCGGAAGCCGACAAAGGGCGAGGGGAAAGUCUUCAUUGCCUGCCCUAAGCCGGCAGGCCGUGCCCGGUCUCCGGAUGCAGUGUUGUUGGGCCGGCCAGUGCCUAGCACAGGCACCGUGCGAAGCCCUGUGCAGGGCGGUGUCAAGAUGCCGGCGCAGGCUGGCACCAGGAUCCCAGUGCAGGGCGGCGUGAAGACUCCAAUGCCCCAUGCUGUCAAAGCACCCGUGAACGGCGCGAGGACUCCGGUGCCAGGGGGCGUUCGCACGCCGGUGUCAGGUGGCGCGCAUUCUCCCGGUCAGGGUGGGGCAAAGACCCCGGUCUCGCCGCUACCAGGCGCGCGAAGCCCGCUCCAACCACACAGGGUGCUCAUGAGGGCAAAGACAGGUGUGGACCUGAUAACGCCAACAGCCACCCCCGCGACGGGGAGCCCAGCGCUGGUGAAGAGCAAGACCGGCAUAACCGCCAGGCGCGUCCCGAGCCCGGUUCUAGGGCAUCGCCUCGUGGCACCCGCUUCUGAACAAGGCAAUCGGAGCUGCUCCCCGGAUGGCCGCAACCUGCCCGGGCAGACCAGCCCUCCAUCAUCGCCGCAGCUUCCGAGCCGAACAGUUGCUUGCCGAGUCCAGGUUCACAGUCCGCAGCACAGUCCGCAGCGGUCUCAGAAGGAGAAGUCCCCGCAGAAAGUGGCAAGCGCCUCUAGCGAGGGCGAGGACGCCCUCCACAAGCUGCAUGGUAGCGCCAGCCUGAUCAAGGAUGCCCUGGAAAGCAAGCAGAAGUUGCAGAAGUACGCAAAGUCCUGCUUCCAGGCCUCGGACGCCAACGGCGACGGCCAAGUGAGUUUCGAGGAGCUUUGCAGAUGCAUGCAGAAGAUGAACGCUGACCUCGGCAUCGGGGACUUCACCGAGCGGCACGUGAUGCAUUAUCUCCAGAGGUUCGACACUGAUGGCGACGAGCUGCUCAAUGAGAAAGAGUUUCAGGAGCUCUACCGCGCCCUGCUCAUGGUGAAGCUGGAGGAAGUGGAGCCUGCGGACUUCUCGCGGGACAUGUUCAUUAGCCGGCGGAAGGGCAAGCCGGAUGACAACUACGAGGUGUUCGGCAUCGUCGGGGUGGGCUCCUUCGGCGUGGUCCGGAAAGUGAGGUGCAAGGUGACCGGAACCACUCGGGUCAUGAAGGUGGUUGACAAGCAGAAGGCGCUCAAUGGGGGCUAUCCUUUGAAGCUCAUCAUGGAGGAGAUCGACAAGCUCCGGGCCCUUGACCAUCCAUCCGUGCUGCGGCUCUUUGAAUACUGCGCAGACGCGCUCAACCUGUACCUGAUCACAGAUAUCCUACCAGGUGGCGACUUGCUGGACAUCGUCGAGGGGUCCUACAAUAAGAAGCGGCGAUUAGAUGAGAAUUGGGUGCGUGAUGUUUUUCGACAAGCUGCUGAAGGAGUCGCCUACUGCCACGCCAAAGGCGUCAUGCAUAAGGACUUGAAGCUCGAAAACAUCAUGCUGGCCUCCGUCCAACCACCGGAGGCGGUGGUCAUCGACGUAGGCCUUGCCGAGCUCUUCCCGCCCUCCGAAGCGGACUCCUUCAGCUCUGCCGACCCCGCGGGAACACUGGCGACCAUGGCUCCCGAAGUGAUUCGAGGUAACUUCAACGCGAAGUGCGAUGUUUGGUCGUUAGGAUGCUGCCUCUACGCCUUGCUCUGCCGCAAGCCCCUGCGCCUGGAGGAUUCAAAAGGCGAAGGCAAGGAGGUGGAGCUCUACGACUACUUCUACCCCUACUCGCCGCCACCGGAUGAGUCCCGCCCGGAGCUGAAGGCCUACAUCACGCGGCAAAAGGAGGGACCAGACUUCACCAGGCUGGAGUGCUCAGAGGAUGCCAAGAACCUACUCACCCUGCUGCUCACAUACGACAAGGAGCCGCGGCCCUCGAUGCAGAAGGUGCUUGGUCAUCAGUGGCUAGGGCUGUCCAAAGCUUCGAAUCGCUUCUCCAAGCACCAGCUGGAGAGCCUCUUGCAGUUCCACAGGAUCAACCCCCUUGCUCAGGCCGUGCUGUUGGACUUGGCCUCCCAGCUGCCGCUGAAGCAGCUGAGGGAGAUGACGAACCUCUUUGAGUCCAUGGACAAAGACGGCAAUGGCAUGCUCGACCAGGCGGAGUUGGCCGAGGGCCUCAGCCUCGCAGGAAUGGCGCCAUCGGCAGCGUCCGACACAGCCGAGCGACUAGCCAAGGGCGCAGGUGGGCGUGUCGAGUUCUCGCGCUUCGUGGCUGCCCUCGCGCCAUCCUGCCAGGAGCUGAUAGAUGACGAACACCUGCGCAGCAGCUUCAAUCGCUUGGACGCCAACGGCGACGGGUACGUGAGUCGGUGCGAGCUCCAGCGCUUGCUGGAGCGAGGCUCCAAACCUUCUUCAGCACCUGAGGACAGGGUCGAUUCCAGCCGGCGCGAGAAGGCAGCGCGGUCAGCACAGAAGGCGUUCGACGCAAUCAGCGGAGAAGGGCGCAUGCGCGUCUCCUAUGAGUCCUUCCGGAGACAUCUUGGUAGCUUCGUGGCCUGA
Molecule: messenger RNA, 2856 nt
Organism: Symbiodinium natans
Lineage: Eukaryota; Dinophyceae; Suessiales; Symbiodiniaceae
Source: the annotation of a GenBank genome assembly